Molecule: messenger RNA, 6770 nt
Organism: Engraulis encrasicolus (European anchovy)
Lineage: Eukaryota; Metazoa; Chordata; Actinopteri; Clupeiformes; Engraulidae
Gene: tbc1d4
Product: TBC1 domain family, member 4
Exons: 22
Coding region: 818-4834 (1338 amino acids)
Source: RefSeq, a predicted model, not a curated record
UUGAGUUCGGGUGGGACUCCUAUCACGUAACGUCAGACACUCCUCCCAAGCACCCGCGGAGGAGGAACGGACACACACAACCACCACCCUGCCCUCUCCUCGGUCGCUGUCUGCGUGCGACUGCGAAGAAUUUCGGAGCAAAGUCAGAGAGACAACAACGUGAGAGGACAAGGAGUUGAAGGAUAUAUAUUUAGCCAGAGGUCGCCUUUUGUGUCCGAGAGGAAGGGGACAGUGCCUGAGGAGGAAAGCAAAGCAAGGACGAGAAGGCUAGAACUACUUUUUGAAAUCCAAUGAUUUUCUUCAUGUCGAUUUUGUGUUUACACUCGAGGUUACAAGCGCCACGUUUUAGCACGUUGCAAACUUCAUUGCAUUUGCGACUGGGUCUUUGCUAGCCGUUAGACAUUUUAGUGGACUAUUUUGUAUUGGUGGUGUCUUUUCCCCUUUCAAAAUGUUUUGAAGUAAACUCAGGUAAUGGCACAGAAGUCAUAUAAACAAACACUGCAACUGUCUCGUGGGCAGCGUCAGUGUUUCCCUUUAUUUUUGAACAACACGAGGAACGCGUGGUGAGAGCGCCCUUGCUGCAAUAACUUUUGCCCCAAAACAAAAGAUUUCGUCUGUGAGCAAGGAAUGGGGCGUGCAUGGCAGCGUCAGAGCAACGAGGCAGUCGUUGAUUUUUCCAAUCUUUGAUUCCCCUCUCGUUUUUUUGCCUUGUUAUUUACUGUUGAAUGUAUUCGCCGUUGACAAUUACUGCAAAGCCACAGUAGACGUCGCGCGACCGUUUCACUAUCACGUAUCACGUCCACAGACCUCUGAAGAAAUGGAAGGUCAGGAUGACAAAGGGAAUAAUCUGCCGAGGCCAGAUAAGAGAUUUGGGCUCUGGUACAUGGGAUGGUCCUCGCUCGAUCGACGGACUACCCUUCCUAUGCUGCCUUGGCUGGUGUCAGAAAUCCGGAGGAAAAGUGAGAAGAACGAAUCAGGUCCCGGCCAAGCCAGGGAAGUUUUUUUGACACUCAUGCCUCCCCUAAUCCGAUGUGUGCCUGCAAACAGCACCAACGCGUCUGUGUUUAUAUUUGAGCACAAGGCGCAGUACAUAUCACGGUUCAUCCACAACAGUCAUGACCCCCUCUCCUUCGCCUACCUUAUCCGGAGCCAGCCCGAUAACCCCGAGUCUGAGAUGGCAUGCCAUGUCUUCAGGGCUUGCGACCCAAACCAGGUUCCCGAGGUGAUCGGCAGCAUCCGUCAGGCGUCCAAGGUUGCCUUGAAGGAGGACUCCAAGCCGAAACAAGAUGGCGGCAGCAGCGGAGGUAGCAGUGGCAGCUGCGGUAACAGCACCGCUGACGAGUCCUUCUACAACUCACAGAAGUUCGAGGUGCUGUACCGCGGCAAGGUGGCGGUGGCCAGCAAGAAGACCCCGCCCACGCUGGUGGACGACUGCAUCGACAAGUUCCGCCAGCACGAGGUGGAGCGCAAGCGCCUGCGUCUGCUCAACGGCCAGCGCCACUCCACUGACAACUGCGCCCCCGUACAGUUCAUCGUCGGGGGCGAUGACCCCCUGGGCGCCGCCCUGAGCGAGAGCGCCACGGAGGCCGAAGAGGCGGAGGAGGCGAUGGUGCCGGGAAACGGAGCUGGAGGUGACACAGAGGAGCUCCCCAUGGUGGACCCCCUGGGCGGAGGGCCCGUGUUUGGGCUGAGCAGCAGCGCCAGCGUGGGGAGCCUCCGCAGCGCCUUCCCCGAGUGCAUCCUGGAGGACUCCGGGUUCGAGGAGCAGGACGGCGGGGGAGGGAGGCAGGAGGUGCGCGCCCGCUGCAACAGCCUGGCGGGCAGCGUGCAGAGGAGGCCCCGCGACGCCUCGCUCAAGGCGGCGGCGUCCGCCAGGAGACGCCACGCCAGCGCGCCCAGCAACCACGUGCAGCCGUCCGACGCCGAGAAGAACCGCACCAUGCUCUUCCAGGUGGGCCGCUUUGAGGUAAAUCUAAUCAGCCCAGACUCCAAGACGGUGGUGCUGGAGAAGAAUUUCAAAGACAUUUCGUCUUGCUCUCAGGGUAUCAAGCAGACGGAUCACUUUGGCUUCGUCUGCAGAGAGCCGGUGGAGUCGGGUGGGCCCAGUCAGUACAUGUGCUACGUCUUCCAGUGCGCCAGCGACUCUCUGGUGGAUGAGGUGAUGUUGACUCUGAGGCAGGCCUUCACCACGGCGGCAAACCUACGUAACGAUAAGACGCUGGUCAAACUGUGCGAGGCCUGCCCCAUGCACGCCCUGCACAAGCUGUGCGAGCGCAUAGAAGGCCUGUACCCUCCGCGGGCCAAGCUGGCCAUCCAGAAGUAUCUCUCCCAGCUCUCGGAUAACGAGCAGGUGGACAUCUUUGAGCGUGUCCAGAGGAUGAAGCCAGGUUCUGACCAUGAGGAGAAUGAGCUGGUGAUUCUGCAUCUCAGGCAGCUGUGUGGGUCCAAGCAGAAAGCCCACGUACACAUCGGAGAGGGCCCGCAGAAUGCUGUGAGCAGCAGUAGCAGCAGCACGUCAGCGGACAGCUCCACCACGGGCCGCUCCAAACUGGACGUCCUGAAGAACAAGGCCAAGGCCUCCCUCACCAACUCCCUGGAGAACAUCUUCUCACGGGGGGCGAACCGUAUGCGUGGACGAUUAGGCAGCAUGGGCAGUAUGAGCAGCUUCGACCGUCAAGACGAAUCUCCCGGUGACUCCCCUCCCGGCACGCCCCCCAGUUACCUUGACGACGACGGCGGUGGUGACGCCGCCCCCUUCCGUCGCCGUGCCCACACCUUCAGCCACCCUCCCGCCAAGAAGAAGAUCUCCUUCAACGACACCCCGGCACCCGCCCCCAAGGCGCCCCCGCUCCGACGACAGCAGUCCGUGGCCCCCGAGCUCCUUCAGAGCAGCCCCGUGGGCCCCCGGCGAAAGCGCAGCGUGUCGGAGAGCGAGUCCACCUUGACCUUCAGCCUCCCCCCCUCCUUCUCCACCCCCAGUUUCCUGAAAAGUAUUUACCAGGGCUCGCUGGGCUCGCUCACCUCCCUCUCCGACCUCGGGAACCCCCUCAAGAGUAAUGGCGAGGGCCGGAAGAGGACCCUAUCAGGGUGCAGCAACGACUCCCUGACCACGCCCACACACACGCCCCGCAGAGUGUCCUGGCGCCAGAAGAUCUUCCUCAGGGUGGCCACCCCACAGAAGAACCAGAGCUCCAUGCACACAGACAUGGAUGGGCGGGAGCUGCUUCCUCUGUCUCCGCGGCAGGGCCUGGAUCAGGAUCCCCUGUCCCGCCUGCUCUGCCCAGAACAGGAGCCCUUCAGCGGGGAGAGCGGCCGGCGCAGCCCUGCCGAGUACCGCUCCCUCUGGAGGAAGGCCAUCCACCAGCAGAUACUGCUGCUGCGCAUGGAGAAGGAGAACCAGCGCCUCGAGGCCAGUCGAGAUGAGCUGCACAUCCGCAAGAUGAAACUGGACUACCAGGAAGUGGGCCAGGACUCCAAGGAGGUGCAGGCCUUCUGGGAGAGGAAGCUGAGCGCUCCCUGUAGGGCCAAGGUCCAGUGGGACAAGGAGGACCUGCAGUACCUCAGCCAGGGUGUGCCUAAGACCAGGCGUGGUGAGGUGUGGCUGGUCCUGUCUCAGCAGCAUCGUCUCAAGCAUCGCAUAGCCGUGAGGCCUCCGCCCCCAGACACCCCCUACCAGGACCUGCUCAAGCAGCUCACCGCCCAGCAGCACGCCAUCUUGGUAGACCUGGGUCGGACCUUCCCCACCCACCCCUACUUCAGUACUCAGCUGGGUGCCGGUCAGCUGUCCCUGUACAACCUGCUGAAGGCCUACUCCCUGCUGGACACCGAGGUUGGCUACUGCCAGGGCAUCAGCUUCGUGGCCGGCGUGCUGCUGCUGCACAUGAGCGAAGAGCAGGCCUUCGACAUGCUCAAGUUUCUCAUGUACGACCUGGGAUUCAGGAGACAGUUCCGCCCAGACAUGAUCUCACUGCAGAUCCAGAUGUACCAGUUGUCGCGGCUGCUUCAUGACUACCACCGGGGGCUCUAUAACCACCUGGAGGAGUUUGAGAUCUGCCCCAGUCUCUACGCCGCCCCCUGGUUCCUCACCCUCUUCGCGUCGCAGUUCCCCCUCGGCUUCGUGGCACGCAUCCUCGACUUGUUGUUUGUGCAGGGUUUGGAGGUGAUCUUCAAAGUGGCCCUGUGUCUGCUGAGUAGCCACGAGGGGGAGAUAGUGGAGUGUGACAGCUUCGAGACCAUUGUGGACUACCUCAAGACCAACCUGCCCACACUCAGCCAAGUGCAGAUGGAACAGACCAUCGCAAAGGCGUCGGACAUGGACAUCUCCAAGCAGCUGCAUGCGUACGAGGUGGAGUACCACGUGCUGCAGGACGAGAUGGUGGACGCGCUGCCCCCCUCGGAGGACGCCGAGCGCAUGGACAAGCUGGAGAAGGCCAACGCACAGCUCAAGAAGCAAAACAUGGAGCUGCUCGAGAAACUACAGGCGGCGCGCAUGAAGAUCCAGAGCCUGGAGGUGAACGUGGAGAACUUCGAGUCACGCGAGAGCAACCUGAAGCACGCCAUCCGAUCGCUGGAGCAGGAGAAGGCCUCCUACCAGAAGACCAUCGAGCGCAUGCGCAGCAGCCUGCCCAGAGACCCCAGCAACGCCAGUCUGGUGGAGCUCACGCACAUCACGCACAAGUCCAACGGCAAGGCCAAGGCUAAUACUACUACCAGCGGGGCUGCUGCUAAUGCUAACGCUAAUACCGCUACGAGCCCCAACAAUAACAACAACAACACCCUGAGCUCUAGCGUUAGCGCUGCCUCUCUGGCCGCCAUGGUUGGGAAGAAGCAGUGAGGGGGAGGGGGGGGGGGUCCAAGGCUGCCCAUACUGUCCCUGCCCCUGCUCCUGUCCCCAUUGCCCCCACCACCACCACCUCCAUCCUCAGCAGCAGUGGCACUACGUCCACCCUGGUCAUCAUUGGUGCGAAGAUGCAGUGAUGGGGUGCCAACCGUGUCAGUGGCACCACCCACCCCUUGCCACCGUCACCCACUCCCUUGCCACCACCAUGGCUAUUGCUGCCACUGCUGCCCCAACACCACCACCACCACCACCUCCAUCCCCAGUAGCGGUGGCAGUACCUCCACCCUAUCCACCAUGGGUGCGAAGACCCAGUGAUGGGGGGAAUCAACAGAGGCAGUGGCAGCACCCACACCCUUGACACCACCAUGUCUACUGCUGCCACUGGUGCCCCCAACAACACCUCCACACCCCAAAGUGGCACCGCCACCUCCCUAGCAGCCUGGCCACCACACUAUGGCACCUCCCCAGUACCCUGGCGACCAAGAAGCCACACCAUGGCCAGCGAGGAGUACUGAGGGGGGCCAAGCCAAGGCUGCCACUGCCAUCGCCAUCGCCACCCCCCUUCAAAAACUCCUCCCUCCUCAGCAGCCAGAAGACAGAACCUCCACCCUCGCCACCACCACCUCUACACCUCACAGUGGCAACGCCACCUCUCUAUUACCCGAGCCACCAUGCCAUGGCCAGCAAGAAGGCUGCCACCCUGCCACCGCCACCACCUUCAAACACAACUCCCUCCGCAGCAGCUACUGGUAGCUAGCAUGUCCACCAACACCACCACCACCACCACCACCACCCUCACCACCAUCACAACCACCGCCAAGGCCGGCAAGAAGCAGUGAGGGAGCCCAAGUAAAGGCUGCCACUGUCGCUACAUCUUUUCAAAAACAACUCCCUUCUCAGCAGCAGAGACAGAAGCACCACCCUCACCACUGCCACCACCGCCAUGGCAAGAAGCGGUGAGGGACGGAUGCAGGGAGGGAGGGAAGGAGGCCAAGGGCCCGACUGCGGCCCGCCAAGUGUUGCCCGUCUGCCCCGCCAGGCCAGAAGGCACGGCCAGGAGGAGUCUGUCUGUGUGAGCGUGUGUACAUAUGUGUAUGUCUCUGCACACACAUUUUUGUGUAAUAUGUAUGUGUGUGUGCGCACUUUGGUGUGUGUGUGUGUGUGUGUGUGUGUGUGUGUGUGUGUGUGUGUGUGUGUGUGUGUGUGUGUGUGUGUGCGUGUGCGUGUGCGUGUGUGGGCAUGGUAGCAAGGGGGUGUGGGGGUGGUGGCUUGGUGUCGGCUCUGGGAGGUUGAUGUGUCGGUCUGGCACGGGGGUGGAGGAGAGAGAGAGGGAUUGAGCGAGCAAGCGAGAGAGAGAAAGAGAGAAAGGGGGAGGGAGCGAGGGAGAGAGUGAGAGAAAGCUAGAGGUGGGGGGUGGGGAGCUGGAACAGAGUGGGCUUGACUGGCUGUGUGGGAGGCUUUGGCAGGCUCUCUAGUGCUGUCUCCCCUGUCACAGAGCUCUGGAGCUGCACUCAUCCCUCCCUCUCUCUCUCUCUCUCUCUCUCUCUCUCUCUCUCCCUCUCCCUUCUCUCUUUCCAUCCAUCCGUCUUUCUGUGCCUCUAUAUUUCUCACUCAAUCUCUCUCACGCACUUAUACAAACACACACACAUACACACACACACACACACACACACACACACACACACACACACACACACACACACACACACACACACAUUUUCUCAUCCUGUCCUUGGUUUUUUUUUGCCUCUCUCUCUCCAUUCCUACUUUUUUUUUCUGGCGUUUCUCUUCCUCUCGUUUUCUUUCCUCUGCCUGGUUUGGUUUUUGGCUGUUAUACUGUCUUCUUCUGUUUUUCUCCUUCUAGCCUGUUCCAUCCUUUCACUCCCUCCUGGCCCCCCUCUCUCUCUCCUCUCCUCACUCCCUCCUGGCC